CAUAUGCAUGUGUAUUACAACAGUUCAUCAAAUAGAAGAUAAGAACCAAAAAGAGGUUGUUAUUGAUCAAGUCUACAAGAACAAAGAUACAUUAAAGGCUGUGAUGACAAAUUAUGCAAUUUCAAAUAGGUUCAAUUUCCGUGCUGAGAGGUCUAAUGCGAUAAGGAAAGUUCAAAGGUUUUACGCUAUAUAUAAUGUUAUGUAUUUAUACUGUAUAAGUAUAUGCAUUUGAAUAGUUUGUAUCAUCAUAGUUGGGCUAUGUAUUCAACUUUCUAUCAGAGUAUAUGCAUUUCUUGACUGAUGUAUUUUUUACUUAAUUUAUUUGUGUUGAUCUAUGUAUUUGUAGCUAUACACUUAUAUGUGUGUUAGAAGAAUGUGGUUGGAAAUUCAGGGCGUAAAGUGUUGGAAAACCCGAAAUGUUCAGAGUUAGAGAGUUCCGUGACAAGCAUACAUGUCCGCUAAAGGAUAAGGUGUAUUCGCAACGGCAUGCCAAAAGUUGGUAAAUAGGUGGAAUUUUUAAACAAAGAGUAGCCAACCAUAAAAGAAAAUACACACCUAAUGACAUAGCGGAUGAUGUCUUAAAUGAUCUUGGCAUGAAUGUGUCUUACAUGGUCGCUUGGAGGGCUAAAGAGAAGGCUAUGAAGGACUUAAUGGGUGAACCAUCAGAAUCUUACAACAAAUUACCUAGAUACCUAUACAUCAUGAAUAAAACAUACACGGGUUCACAUAUAAGAAUACGCAAAUCCCACGAUAACGAGUUCCUGUAUUUGUUUAUAGCAUUGUAUGAAUUUAUCAAGGGCUUUGAGUGUUGUAGACCCAUUGUGGUAGUAGACGGGAGCCACCUAAAAACAACAUACAAUGGCACAUUCGUUUCAGCAAGCACACUAGGCGGUGCGGGUAACAUAUUUCCCUUAGCAUAUGGUGUGAUCGAUUAUGAGAAUGACAGGUCUUGGACGUGGUUCUUUGAGCGGUUUAGGGAAGCCUACGGAGUUAGAGAAAAUAUGUGUAUCGUAUCCGAUAGGCAUGAAAGCAUAAACAAGCUGUAUCUAGAAUUUAUCCAAAUGUUCCGCAUUACGCGUGCAUAUGACAUUUGUGGGGUAACGCAUGUAAGAAUUACAAGAAGAGUAAAGAUGUUUUGAGUCUAGUGUUUUAUGCAAUGGCAAAGGCAUACACGUAGGAUGAAUUUGAUUAGUUAAUUGGGAAGGUUGAGAAGGCAGAUAUUUGGGUGGCAGAGUAUUUGGAAUUUGCUGAAAGAGAAAAGAGGGGGUAGAGUGUAUGCAUCUGUUAACCUAGGAUGGACCAUGACUUCGAACAUAGCAGAGUGUAUCAAUCGUCACCUUGUAGCAGAAAGAGAGCUGCCUAUAUUUGAUUUUCUUGAAGAAGUAAGGAGGAUGUUUGGGAGAUAAAAUUACAAUAACUGAAGGAACGGUACAUACACGUCCACAACACUCUCUAAAAAGUUCCCGGAGAUGCUGUCAAUAAAUGGGUAUCUAUG
Molecule: messenger RNA, 1495 nt
Organism: Lycium barbarum (goji berry)
Lineage: Eukaryota; Viridiplantae; Streptophyta; Magnoliopsida; Solanales; Solanaceae
Exons: 2
Coding region: 594-1139 (181 amino acids)
Source: RefSeq, a predicted model, not a curated record